CAUGUGUCCCUCCUGCCCCGCAGCCCGUGCUUUUCCUUUGCCCUUUGAGUCCGGUCCUGCGUUAUAUCGUCCGCCAAAUCCUUGGACUUUUCUCGGUGUAUGGAGAGGAGGACCGUGGCAACAAUUAAGACUCCAGUGAAGUGAGCAUCACGUUACAUGCACGGUACACACGGUGGGCAAUUUGCGGACGCGGACGCGUCUCUCCCAGGCUGGACGAGGCAAAGCUAUGCCAGCGGCAGCGGCGUCUUUCUUCCUGGUGAGGUGCGGGCCGACCGGUCAGACCCUGCUGCCUUGUUCUAGCGUUGCUGUCUACCCUGGCAGGUCCAUGCUGCUGGAUGUUAGUCCCAGAGCCACGCCCGCAGCAUGAGCGCCAACGGGCCCGCCCCAGGCCCAGUCCCCCCUACGGCCCCACAAGCCCCCGCCCCCGCCCCUGCUCCGGCGCCCGCCCCGGCGCCCACCCCGGCCCCAGCGCCGCCCCCCGCGCCCACCGUCCCGGCGGCCACAACCACCAUCCCGGUCGGGGCGCUAGCGCAGAAGAAGCGGCAGCAGUAUGCCAAAAGCAAGAAGCAGGGCAGUAACGCCAACAGCAGGCCGCCCAGGGCUCUGUUCUGCCUCAAACUCAACAACCCCAUACGCAGGGCCUGCAUCAGCCUGGUGGAGUGGAAGCCAUUUGAUAUCUUUAUAUUAAUUGCGAUUUUUGCCAACUGUAUGGCCUUAGCUGUCUAUAUUCCCUUUCCUGCAGAUGAUUCCAACUCCACAAACCACGACCUGGAAACAGUGGAAUAUGCCUUCCUCAUCAUUUUCACAAUUGAGACCUUCCUGAAGAUUAUUGCUUAUGGAUUGGUGGCACACCAGAAUGCAUACGUGAGAAACGGCUGGAACAUGCUGGAUUUCGUCAUUGUUGUGAUCGGGCUGUUCAGUGUCGUCUUGGAGGUCUUGACCAAAGAUGAGAAGGCGGAGGAAGCCGCUGCCGUGGCCGCCGCCGCCGCCGCUGCCGCCGCCGCCGCCGCCUCGGCCGCAUCCAACACCCACCCGUCCAUGCACGGCCACGGGGGCAAGCCCGGCGGCUUCGACGUCAAGGCCCUGCGCGCCUUCCGCGUGCUGAGGCCCCUGCGCCUGGUCUCAGGAGUACCCAGUUUACAGGUGGUGCUGAACUCCAUCAUCAAAGCCAUGGUCCCCCUCCUGCACAUCGCUCUCCUGGUUUUGUUCGUUAUCAUCAUCUAUGCUAUUAUCGGCCUGGAGCUUUUCAUCGGAAAGAUGCACGCUACCUGCUAUAUCCCAGGCACAGUGGACAUCAUAGCGGAGGACAACCCGGCUCCGUGUGCCAUCUCAGGCCACGGCCGCACCUGCUCCAUGAACGGCACCGUGUGCAGGGAGGGCUGGCACGGCCCCAACGACGGCAUCACCAACUUCGACAACUUCAUGUUUGCCAUGUUGACGGUGUUCCAGUGCAUCACCAUGGAGGGCUGGACAGAUGUGCUGUACUGGAUGAACGAUGCGAUGGGCUUGGAGCUUCCAUGGGUGUACUUUGUCAGUCUCGUGAUCUUCGGCUCUUUUUUCGUUCUUAACCUGGUUCUGGGUGUGUUGAGCGGAGAGUUCUCUAAGGAGAGGGAGAAGGCCAAAGCGCGCGGAGACUUCCAGAAGCUGCGGGAGAAGCAGCAGUUGGAGGAGGACCUGAAGGGGUACCUGGAUUGGAUCACCCAGGCCGAGGACAUCGACCCCGAGAACGAGGACGAGGGCGACGAGGGGAGCAAGCGUAACCGAGUGACUCUGGCUGACCUCACAGAGAAGAAGAAAGGAAGGGCCUUUGGGUGGUUCAGCCAGUCCUCCGAGACACAUGCGAGUGUGCCGGCCAGUGAGACAGAGUCUGUGAACACAGAGAAUCCCAACGGAGAGGAUGAGAAGGCGCCAUGUUGUGGGCCUUUUUGUCAAAAAAUUUCCAAGUCAAAGUUCAGUCGGCGCUGGCGUCGAUGGAACAGGUGCUGUCGAAGGAACUGCCGGUUUGCGGUGAAAUCGGUGCCUUUCUAUUGGUUGGUCAUCAUCCUGGUGUUCCUCAACACGCUCACCAUCUCAUCCGAACACUACAACCAACCCGAUUGGUUGACGCAAGUCCAAGACGUGGCCAACAAGGUGCUGCUGGCCAUGUUCACGUGUGAGAUGCUGGUGAAGAUGUACAGCCUGGGGCUGCAGUGCUACUUUGUGUCCCUGUUCAACCGCUUCGACUGCUUCGUGGUGUGCGGGGGCAUCACGGAGACCAUCCUGGUGGAGCUGGAGAUCAUGCCUCCUCUCGGCAUCUCUGUGUUCCGCUGUGUCCGCCUGCUCCGGAUCUUCAAGGUCACACGCCAUUGGCAAUCUCUGAGCAACCUGGUGGCGUCCCUGCUGAACUCUAUGAAGUCCAUCGCCUCCCUGCUACUGCUGCUCUUCCUCUUCAUCAUCAUCUUCUCCCUGCUGGGCAUGCAGGUGUUUGGGGGCAAGUUCAACUUUGAUGAGACCCAGACCAAGAGGAGCACCUUUGACAACUUUCCCCAGGCCCUGCUCACCGUCUUUCAGAUCCUGACCGGAGAGGACUGGAACGCCGUCAUGUACGACGGUAUCAUGGCGUACGGCGGGCCCUCCUCCACAGGGAUGAUCGUCUCCAUCUACUUCAUCAUCCUCUUCAUCUGCGGAAACUACAUCCUCCUGAACGUCUUCUUGGCCAUCGCUGUGGACAACUUGGCCGACGCUGACUCUCUCAACGCCCCCGCGGACAAGAAGGACAUAAAGGAUGACGAGAAAGACGAGAAGGAGGAGGAGGAGGAGAUCGAGGACAACGCCGCAGAGGAGGACGACCCGGAGGUGCCGUCGGGCCCGCGGCCGCCUAUCUCGGAGCUGGUGAAGAAGGAGAAGAUCACCCCCAUCCCGGAGGGCAGCGCCUUCUUCAUCUUCAGCAACACCAACCCGAUUCGCGUUGGAUGCCAUAAGCUGAUCAACCACCACAUCUUCACCAACCUCAUCCUGGUCUUCAUCAUGCUCAGUUCGGCCUCCCUGGCAGCAGAGGACCCCAUCCGCAACUUCUCAGCACGGAACAUUAUACUUGGUUACUUUGACUAUGCUUUCACGGCUAUCUUUACUGUUGAGAUCGUGUUGAAGAUGACCACCUACGGAGCCUUCCUUCAUAAAGGAGCCUUCUGCAGGAAUUACUUUAACCUUCUGGACCUGUUGGUGGUGGGCGUGUCCCUGGUGUCCUUUGGCAUUCAGACCUCUGCCAUAUCGGUGGUGAAGAUUCUCCGGGUGCUGCGAGUGCUUCGGCCCCUGAGGGCCAUUAACAGAGCCAAGGGCCUGAAGCAUGUGGUCCAGUGUGUGUUCGUGGCCAUCCGUACCAUCGGUAACAUCAUGAUCGUCACCACGCUGCUGCAGUUCAUGUUCGCCUGCAUAGGAGUCCAACUCUUCAAGGGAAAGUUUUAUCGCUGCACGGACGAAGGAAAGUCAAACGCAGAUGAGUGCAAAGGGACGUACAUCCUGUACAAGGACGGAGACGUGAACCAGCCCGCCAUCCACAAGAGGCUGUGGCUCAACAGCGAGUUCAACUUCGACAACGUCCUCAUGGCCAUGAUGGCGCUGUUCACCGUGUCCACCUUUGAGGGCUGGCCCGCGUUGUUGUACAAGGCCAUUGACUCAAACAGGGAGAACCUGGGGCCCAUUUACAACUACCGCGUGGAGAUCUCCAUCUUCUUCAUCAUCUACAUCAUCAUCAUCGCCUUCUUCAUGAUGAAUAUCUUUGUAGGUUUUGUCAUUGUCACGUUUCAGGAGCAGGGAGAGAAAGAGUACAAAAACUGUGAACUCGACAAAAACCAGCGCCAGUGUGUGGAGUACGCCCUCAAGGCACGGCCAUUGAGGCGAUACAUCCCCAAGAACCCGUACCAGUACAAGUUCUGGUACGUGGUCAACUCCACGGGCUUUGAGUACAUCAUGUUUGUGCUCAUCAUGCUCAACACGCUGUGCCUCGCUGUACAGCAUUAUGGGCAGUCAGCGACCUUCAACUAUGUGAUGGACAUCCUCAACAUGGUCUUUACUACGGUUUUCACUGUAGAGAUGUUCCUCAAACUCAUCGCUUUCAAACCCAGGCACUAUUUCACUGAUGCUUGGAACACGUUUGAUGCCUUAAUUGUUGUCGGUAGCGUCGUCGACAUUGCUAUCACUGAAGUGAAUCCAACGGAGACUCCUCAGGUGGAUGAGCAGGGGAACACGGAGGACAGCGCGCGCAUCUCCAUCACCUUCUUCCGUCUCUUCCGAGUCAUGCGAUUGGUCAAGCUGCUGAGCAGGGGGGAGGGCAUCCGCACGCUGCUGUGGACCUUCAUCAAGUCCUUCCAGGCCCUGCCCUAUGUGGCCCUUCUGAUCGCCAUGUUGUUCUUUAUCUACGCUGUCAUCGGCAUGCAGGUGUUUGGUAAGAUCGCCAUGGUGGACCACACGCACAUCAACCGAAACAACAACUUCCAGACCUUUCCACAGGCUGUGCUUCUGCUGUUCAGGUGUGCUACGGGUGAAGCAUGGCAGGAGAUCAUGCUAGCCUGCAUGCCGGGCAAACUGUGUGACCCGGAGUCAGACUACAACCCCGGAGAAGAGAUGACUUGCGGCAGCGGAUUCGCUGUCAUCUACUUCAUCUCUUUCUACAUGCUCUGCGCCUUCUUGAUUAUCAACUUGUUUGUGGCCGUCAUCAUGGAUAACUUUGACUAUCUCACGCGUGAUUGGUCGAUUCUGGGGCCGCACCACCUGGACGAGUUCAAGAGGAUCUGGUCUGAGUAUGACCCCGAGGCGAAAGGGAGAAUCAAACACCUGGAUGUUGUCACACUCCUCCGUCGGAUCCAACCGCCUCUCGGCUUCGGCAAGCUAUGCCCACACAGAGUGGCAUGCAAGAGGUUGGUUGCUAUGAACAUGCCUUUGAACAGCGAUGGGACGGUCAUGUUCAACGCCACCCUGUUCGCUCUGGUGCGCACCGCCCUGAAGAUCAAAACAGAGGGUAAUCUGGAGCAGGCCAAUGAGGAGCUGCGGGCUGUCAUCAAGAAGAUCUGGAAGAGAACUAGCAUGAAGCUGCUGGAUCAAGUGGUUCCCCCUGCUGGUGAUGAUGAGGUUACCGUGGGGAAGUUCUAUGCCACCUUCCUGAUACAGGACUACUUUAGGAAAUUCAAGAAACGUAAAGAGGAGGGCCUGGUGGGAGCGCACCCGACCCAAAACAACACGGCCAUCGCCCUUCAGGCUGGUCUCCGCACACUCCAUGAUAUUGGGCCGGAAAUCCGCCGAGCGAUAUCAUGUGAUCUGCAGGACGAUGAACUUGUAGACUUUAUCCCAGAGGAGGACGAGGAAAUUUAUAGGCGCAACGGCGGCCUGUUCGGCAACCACGUGAUGAACGGCGGCCACCGGCGUGCGGAGCAGCACCAGACCAACGCCACGCAGCGCCCCCUGCAGGUGCAGCCGCCGCCGCACUACGCCCACAUGGAGGAGCAGCCGGCGGGCCGCCUGGGCCGCGCCAACGCCAUGUCGCACCCCAACAACAACCACCACCACCCGCACCACCACCACCACAACCGCCACCACCACCACCACCACAACUCCUACAGCAAGUCGCCCAAGUCCACCAACAUCAACCUGAACAACGCCAACGCCUCCACGUUGCCCAACGGCGGCGGAGGCGGCGGCGGCGGCCACCACCACCACCAGCAGCAGCAGCAGCAGCGCCGCUACUGCGACCACGCCGCCGCCCCCACGGCGCCCAACGGCUACCCGGGCCACCGCGGGCCCCCCGCCGGCAGCAACGGCGCCUACUACGAGUACGAGAAGCCGCGCACCCCGCAGGGUCAAAGGCGACGCUACGUUGAGACGUAUGUUAGGACCCACACGGGGGACAGCCGCCACCCCACCAUCCGCAGGGAGGAGGAGUUUGAGGAGGACCGCUACUCUGGAGAGUACUACAGCGGGGAGGAGUUCUACGAGGACGACAGCAUGCUGUCCGGAGAGAGGUAUCCGAACAGCGACACAGAGUACGAGACGCCCAAAGGUUACCACCACCCCGACAGUUACUAUGACGACGACGAGCAGCCGCUCUACCGCGAUUCACGUAGGUCGCCGAAACGACGACAGCUUCCUGCCACGCCUCAAGCUCAUAGGAGGCCCUCCUUCAACUUUGAGUGUCUGCGCCGGCAGGGGAGCCAGGACGAGCUACCCCACCAGCGCACGGCUCUGCCCCUGCACCUCAUGCAGCACCAGGUGAUGGCCGUCGCCGGCCUGGACUCCAGCCGGGCGCAGCGCCUCUCCCCGACCCGCUCCACCCGCUCCUGGGCCACGCCCCCGGCCACGCCCGGCAGCAAGGACCAGUCGCCCUACUACACACCCAUGAUCCGCGUGGACCACCCCCGCCGCGAGAGCCUGGCCAACAGCCACGUGCCCGACCGCAAGAGCUCCUGGUACACGGACGACCCCGAGUUCUCCCUGAGGACCUACUCGCCCGCCCACCUGCAGGUGCCCCCAGGGUACCGCAGCCAGUACCACCAGAAGAGGGGCAGCGCCACCAGCCUGGUGGAGGCGGUGCUGAUCUCGGAGGGCCUGGGCCGCUACGCCAAGGACCCCAAGUUCGUGGCGGCCACCAAGCACGAGAUCGCCGACGCGUGCGAAAUGACCAUCGACGAGAUGGAGAGCGCCGCCAGCCACCUGCUGAACGGGGGCGUGGCGCCGGGGCUGAACGGCGGCGUCACGGUGUUCCCCGUGGCCACGCCCCGGGACUACGACUCCCAGGACGCCGCGGCCAGCUACAGCGACGAGGAGCCCGACGGCCCGCGGCGGGCGUCGUACGAGGAGGACCUGGCCGACGAGAUGAUCUGCAUCACCACGUUAUAGCAGCGGCCCCCAGAGCCACGGAGGACCACGGCCCGGCCGGGGGGGGUUGGGUCAGGGGGAACUACACGAACAACACAACAGCAACUGCUAAGGAACACAAAAAGAAAGCAUCUAUUGGCUCCGACCAAAAGAAGUGCCUUUUACGUUGAGGAAAAAGGCACCUGAGAGAGACGCACGACGGACCACGUCUCCCCCCCACCCCCCCGCCUGGCAGUGGGGGCGGGGGACGAGGAGCCGGCCAGCCCGCCCACUGCUCCAAGCGGGACUGAUGACACACACACACACACACACUCAUACACCCCCUCCCCCCCCAUCCUGUCAUGAGUCACGGCACGCGGCUCAAACACUGGGCCCGCCCCUGCAGCCAAUCGACCCGGGCGGAUCGGGCUGUCACUCAGAGAGAGACACGGACUCAUUGGCCAGGGCGGUGUGUGUGUGUGUGGCGCCGGGAAGGCGGGCCUCUUAGGGUGAUGACAAUCAGAUGUAAGAUGUCAUUACCUCUGUCACUUUAAUUUGGUUUGGCAUAUCAUGCAAUUUUUCAAUGCAAGUAUAUAGAAAGGCAUAUCCACUCCACCUCUCCCUUAGACGUUAGACGUUAGACAUGAUACUUUGAUUCCCCGUCGUCGUUAGAGCCGUUCCAGUAGAUGAGCCACCGUGAGAUGAACCAGAGUAGAGUUUCACAUGAUUAUGCAGAAUAUAGCUGUCCUACAAAUAGCAUCGUUCAACUUGAGAUAUACACUUUUAAAGGGACAAAAAGCAUUUGUAAUGAAUGCACUAGCAGGCAGGUUAUUUACAUUUUUAGAAUAGCCUGAACCAUAUUUCCUAGUUGUAUAGUUGUAUUAUAUAACAAAAAGAAACUUUGUAAAGAGAUCUUCUAUAUUUUGUAAUUACAUACUAUUUAAAAAUAUCAGCAAUAUGAACCCUUGUGACUCCUGUUCUGCUAACAAAAGCAACGUAUCUUCUCUUUGUUUUAUUAAGUACACUCUACGGACUGAUUUCUUUGCCUUUUUACUUUCUGCUGAUAUUCACUCUUUAAGUUGCCUGUGAACACAGCAUUCUGGGACGUUAUCAUUGUGUGUGAGUAGUACGCCGCUGCACAGGAUAUGCAAACGUCUGUUAAGAGCGUGCCAGGUCCGUGUGUUUACUAUGCCACCUGAACCACACCAGUUGCAUCCAGUAGAGUUCCCUUUACGGUGGGAUUUCGCUUCUCGAGGAACCCUGUGCUGUACUUUUCUAAGGAUCGCGACACACUUCCUUUUGUUCCGUUGUCGUCGUUUGCGUUGCGUUGUGCCGGAGAUCAAGGGUGCAUGGCCCACGCUGCUUCUUCUUUCGCUGUUUUCCAAGUCUACGCUAGGUUUUCGUCAGCCCUACUGAAAUGCCUUUUGCUGCUGAAAAAGAAAGAGUCACGAGAGAUGCUAAAAAAAAACAAAAAACAGGGAUUACAUUCAUUCGUCUCACAGUCGCUUGUGUCGGAACGUGCUUUCCUCUUAAGCGUAACGUUGGCCGUGCUCGUACGCGGUACCACGGCGUUGCUCCAUUAACACUUUGUACUGAAUCUUCCAAAACACACCCUAGCCUUGGUGGUAUGUGUGUGUGUGUGCGUGUGAGCGCUUGAGGAGCCCAGUCGGAGAGCCAGACCCUCCCAGUCCAGACAGUCCGACGGGGUGUGACCGCAGCGCAGGUGGGAAACCGACCGCAGGUGUGCUCUGGGCGGGACUAUGGCCCCAGGUGGAGAGAGACUAAGCAAUACUACCUGUACCUUCUCCCUUCUCCCCCUUCUCCCUCCUCUUCCUCAUGCCCCUCCUCUUCCUCAUCCCCAUCUCUCUCUCUCUCUCUGCCUGUGUGGUUCCUGCAUACAGUUUACCUCGUUAGGCAUGGGGGCGAGGGGUGCUGGGGGUGGUGGGGGCGGGGCAACAUAUCAGUGUGUAUUCGCCUGGUCUGUUGUAGUCACUUGAUCCACGCUGGAGCAGAGCUUUUGGGUUGGAGAGGGGUUGAACGCGAGUAGGCAGGUGCUGCCCUAUUAAAUCUGGUCUUUCAUAUGUUUUGUAACGGAACGAUUGAACUCUGGAUGUUUCUUUACAUUGAGGACAUUGGGGAGCUAGGGGUGUGGGGGCUGAUUUUGGGCCCCCACCGAUGUCUUUUUGGCUCUCAUUUUGCUAUGAGACUAAGAUAAAUUAAUUAUUAGAUACAAUUAAAAAAUUUAAUUCCUAACGCUUUUACUGGGGUAAAUGCUUUGAUGUAUAGGCAUGUAAGACAACCAGGAGUAGUGGGAGUUGGCACAGAGGAGAUUGAGUUGGCUACAACAACUAUGGGAUUUGUAGUUCAUGGGUGUUUGAUUUGUAGUUUAGAGUGCUGUACUGUACUCUCGAUUCAACCGAAUACUGUCAUGAAAAUGUAGGUUUUCCACUUUGUGUGCACAUUGAAAGGGCUCUUUGACUUGUUUGUGAGUAAAAAAAAGAAAUGUGUUCUCGUCCUUUUGUUUGAGACCCAUCAUAUAAAAGGACCAAUGCACAUAACAGGCACAUUGUACUAUUCGUAGCAAUUAAAGUACUGAUGAACUGAAGAUAUGCAUUAUUUUGUAAAACAAUUUUCAAAGGGUUGUGUUGAACUAAUUGAUAAAAAACAACGUACUUUUACCUCAUGUCAGGGACUCCUGAAGUAAAAGAGAAGAGCGUCGAUUGGUUCCCUCUAUACCAAUGGUAUUUAAAAUAUUAGCACAUAGCUGUUUGUCUUUGCACAAGUAUCUGUAUAGUGCUUUUGUUUCCCUUUUUCUAAAACAAAUUUGUGUAUUAAGGUGAGACAAUUUUGUACUUUUGUGACUGUGUGUAUGGUUUAGUGAACUCUAUAUUUGUCAUUUACACCUCACCUUACAACGCUGGGACUGAAAGAGUAUAUUUAAAAAAAAAAAUCUCUAUUUUUUUUCAAGGGGCAACUGUUUCUUUGUUUGCGGCUGAGAAAAAAAAGUCAAAAGGUUAAGAGUCAGUUUACAGAGAAACGCCUAUUGAUUUGAAAAAGUUUAUUAGUUUUCAUUCUAUUGCUAUGAUUCUAAUUAUUAUUACAAAAUAUUAAUGUUAUGAGAUAUGUAUUAAAAUAGAAGAUAAUGUAAACUAUGUACAAAAGUAUGGACAGACCCUCUACUUGAAAGUCUUGAUAUUUGCUCUGUAAUGUUUUUAUUCAGUCAACAUGAUUUCUCUUAGUAGCAAAAUGCUUCACUGUAUCCCUCUAGGUUUUGUAUUAAUACAUUUUUUGUAUAUUUCCAUUUUAUUUUGGCCUUGACAUUAUUUGAAUCAAUACUGAUAUUUUAUUUUGUAAUGGUUAUUACUGAAUAAACUUAUGCUAAAAUACG
This is a messenger RNA of Gadus macrocephalus (Pacific cod), 10213 nucleotides long. It is a transcript of the gene cacna1da, whose product is annotated as calcium channel, voltage-dependent, L type, alpha 1D subunit, a. Lineage: Eukaryota; Metazoa; Chordata; Actinopteri; Gadiformes; Gadidae. Gene Ontology annotation, cellular component: membrane; voltage-gated calcium channel complex. Gene Ontology annotation, molecular function: high voltage-gated calcium channel activity. The coding region runs from base 364 to 6867 and encodes 2167 amino acids. The record is from RefSeq and is a predicted model, not a curated record. The transcript has 49 exons. Gene Ontology annotation, biological process: calcium ion import across plasma membrane.